AUGAUUGCAAUUCUAAACACACCGAUUCCGGCCUUUCUGGCUGCGUAUGCACUUUACUGGAUCAUGAAAUGGUAUCAACUUCGCAAAAUUAUGCCUCCAGGCCCAUUGGGUCUUCCCUUCAUAGGAAACAAAUAUCAGCUUCCCGCCAUAAAACCAUGGAAGAAGUUUGCUGAGUGGAAUACAGAGUACGGCCCUGUGACUUCCAUAUUUUUGGGAUCGACACCUGUCAUCGUUCUCGGUACUGCUCAACCGGCCUGGGAUCUCCUUGAGAAACGGUCAGAUAUCUACUCAAGUCGUCCAAGAUUUGUUGUUGCCGGGGAAAUUUUGUCCGAUAACAGACGAGGGCUGAUGCUUCCAAAUAACGACGCCUGGAGGAAAUGGAGAAAGAUUCUCCACUCAGGGUUUCACUCUAGGCAGGCCGAAUCGUAUAACGACAUUCAAUCAUUGGAGUCCAAAGUGCUUCUGAAGCAGAUUCUUGAUGCUCCAGAAGAAUACGAAAGGCAUAUACAAAGAUUUGCAGCUAGCCUUGCCGUCUCUGUCACUUAUGGAAAACGAAUAAACAGUGUGGAUGAAUGGGUUGUAAAAGCGAACAUGGACGCGAUGGACUGGACUUAUAGCUGGUAUAGCAUUCCUGGCAAAUACCUCGUUGAAUCAUGGCCUUGGCUUUUAAAACUUCCGAGAUCUCUUCAAUGGUUUCGUCGAGAACCUGAAAUGCGGAAGAAAGAAGAUAUACGUUUCCUGACUCACCUUCUAAAUGAUGUUAAAACGAGAAUGGCAAAUGGGACUUCCCAGGACUGUCUCGCCUCUCAAUCUUUAGCAAACAUCAAACAGAUUGGAAUGGAAGAGAUAGACCUUGCGUAUGCAGUUUCGAGUCCUUUUGGAGCUGGAAUCGAGACGACAUCCGGCAGCACUACAUCAUUUAUUUUGGCAAUGCUGCAUUGGCCUGAAAUUCAGAAAUUGGCGCAGGCAGAGCUGGAUGCUGUAGUCGGUCAGGAUCGUAUGCCAGAUUAUGACGAUAGGGGAAGUUUACAAUAUGUCCAAGCCCUUGUGAAAGAAACUCUAAGGUGGCGCCCCGUAGCAAUCCUUGGUGGAAGCCCACAUGCAGUGACUGCUGACGAUGUUUAUAACGGAAUGUUUAUUCCAAAGGGUUCAACCGUUUAUGCCAACAUGUAUGGAAUUAUGAAAGACCCCGAAAUGUUCCCGGAACCUGAUACCUUCAAACCGGAACGUUUUCUAAAAAGUACAAACCCGCGUUUGAUAAACUUUGACCUUCCAUUUGGCUUUGGACGACGCGCAUGCCCGGGAAUACACCUCGCACUCAACUCUCUGUUUAUCAACAUCUCGAGGAUCCUUUGGGCGUUCGAUAUCAAACCUGCAGUUGACGAGCACGGGCAACAAAUUUUUCCAGACGUGAACAAUUAUACCAAUGGAUUCAACUCGCGACCCGUUAGCUUUAAGUGCCAACUGAUACCACGGAACGCGAAAAUUAAGGCUUUGAUUGAAGCGGAAUGGGAAGGGGCAAAAGUACAUUUGGACCAGUGGCAGGCUUGA
This is a messenger RNA of Psilocybe cubensis, 1551 nucleotides long. RefSeq lists its product as uncharacterized. Gene Ontology annotation, molecular function: oxidoreductase activity, acting on paired donors, with incorporation or reduction of molecular oxygen; heme binding; iron ion binding. Lineage: Eukaryota; Fungi; Basidiomycota; Agaricomycetes; Agaricales; Agrocybaceae. The record is from RefSeq and is a predicted model, not a curated record. Bases 1 to 1551 code for a protein of 516 amino acids. The transcript is spliced from 15 exons.